Chinchilla lanigera (long-tailed chinchilla) is the source of this 2988-nucleotide messenger RNA. It is a transcript of the gene Me3, whose product is annotated as malic enzyme 3, NADP(+)-dependent, mitochondrial. Gene Ontology annotation, biological process: pyruvate metabolic process; malate metabolic process. Gene Ontology annotation, molecular function: NAD binding; malate dehydrogenase (decarboxylating) (NADP+) activity; malate dehydrogenase (decarboxylating) (NAD+) activity. Gene Ontology annotation, cellular component: mitochondrion. Lineage: Eukaryota; Metazoa; Chordata; Mammalia; Rodentia; Chinchillidae. The record is from RefSeq and is a predicted model, not a curated record. The transcript has 15 exons. The coding region runs from base 741 to 2912 and encodes 723 amino acids.
ACUGACUGUGUUAGGUUCUAUGGAGGAAACCCCAUACAUACUGUGGGUUUUUUAUACCCAUUCACUACACACUCCAUGGUGGAGGUCAACACUGGAUGGAGCGGAGCAAAGGCCUUGAGUUGAUCUAUUAGUGGAGACCUGAGAGAUGGGAACCAGAACGAAGCAGUUGUUUGAAAGCCUGCAGUAUGAACGCUAUCACAUUAAGGCGGUGGCAAGAGUACAGGCCCUGAGGCAGAGGGAACUAUGUAGGGUGGAGACCCAGGGAGGGGCAGGGGAGACUACAGCUCAGUGAGGGGAUACUCAGUGGGGUGAGCUUGACAAAGUGGGCAGGAGCCAGGCUAUGGGAUAGCCAGUUGGCUUCCAUUUUAUUUCACACACAGUGACAUGUUUGCUUUAAAAGGAAUCUCCUGACUAUGUGUGGAGAAAGUACCAAAUCAAAUUGCAAGUCAGAGGGACACCAAUGUCCAGGAUUGGCCCCAGCAAUCCAGGGCAGGCUGUGGAGUCCCCUGGAGCCCUGUUAGUAACAAAGGAGCCUGUACCAACAAUGUCCAACAGCACAUUCAGCGAAGAGGGAAAUGUGCUGUAUGUACGUAGGAGUGGCUCUUGAACACUAGAGCUGUGGGUAGUUUAAUUAAAGAACUGGAUUUUAAUCUUAUUCUAUUUAAUUUAUUUAAAUUUAUGCAGAUACAUGCAACUAUUGGGCAUUAUACUGUACCGCACAAGGCAACACUGGGCACUGGAUGCUUGAGAAUUUUACUUGGAACCCUGCAGCCAGGAUCUACCCCAAAAGAUGGGCACAGGAGCGGGUGCCUGGACCCCUACCCCCUGACACCCCUCUGCUGUACUCGGUCAAGACGCAAUCUCUGGGGGCCCUGUGGCUUCAUCUUGUUAGUAGGGAGGCACACAGCUGUGAGGAGCAAGGAACUGCAAAGAACGCUUUGGGGAUCGCUCCUUCCAGCACGCACCAGCACCGCAAGCUUGCGGCCCAGCCAUUGGCGGGAGAGGAACCGGCACCGCUGCGCCUGGCCUCCCCAUUGCCCCGCAGCGGGACCGCGCAGACACCAGCUUCGCGAGCCGCACAGGUCUGGACAAGGACCAUGGGCGCCGUGCUGGGCACAGGCGCGCGGCUGGCUCCCCUGACCGGCAGGGCCCGCGGCGCCCUCCCGCGCUGGGCACCCUCCCCGCCCGCCCGGGGCUGCCACUCCAAGCCCGGCCAGGCGCGCUCUGUGCCCCUGAAGAAGCGCGGAUACGAUGUCACCAGGAACCCACAUCUCAACAAGGGGAUGGCAUUUACACUUGAAGAAAGGCUGCAGCUUGGAAUCCACGGCCUGAUCCCACCCUGCUUCCUGAGCCAGGAUGUCCAGCUCCUCAGAAUCAUGAGAUACUACGAGCGGCAGCAGAGUGACCUGGACAAGUACAUAAUUCUCAUGACACUUCAAGACCGGAACGAGAAGCUCUUCUACCGCGUGCUGACUUCAGAUGUGGAGAAGUUCAUGCCCAUUGUGUACACACCCACUGUGGGGCUGGCCUGCCAGCACUAUGGCCUGACCUUCCGAAGGCCACGUGGGCUGUUUAUCACCAUUCAUGACAAAGGCCAUAUUGCAACAAUGCUGAACUCUUGGCCAGAAGAAAAUAUUAAGGCCGUGGUGGUGACUGAUGGGGAACGCAUACUUGGCUUGGGAGACCUGGGCUGCUACGGCAUGGGCAUCCCGGUGGGCAAGCUGGCCUUGUACACAGCCUGUGGAGGGGUGAACCCGCAGCAGUGCCUCCCCGUCCUGCUGGACGUUGGCACCAACAAUGAGGAGCUGCUCAGAGACCCUCUGUACAUUGGUCUGAAACACCAGCGUGUGCGCGGGAAGGAGUAUGAUGACUUGCUGGACGAGUUCAUGCAGGCUGUGACAGAUAAGUUUGGAAUAAAUUGCCUCAUCCAGUUUGAAGACUUUGCCAAUGCCAAUGCCUUCCGACUGCUCAACAAAUACCGCAACAAGUACUGUAUGUUCAAUGAUGACAUUCAAGGCACAGCCUCUGUCGCUGUGGCAGGGAUCCUUGCUGCUCUGCGAAUCACCAAGAACAAGCUUUCCAACCAUGUGUUUGUUUUCCAAGGUGCAGGGGAGGCAGCCAUGGGCAUCGCCCAUCUCCUUGUCAUGGCCCUAGAGAAAGAAGGUGUAUCCAAGGCAGAGGCCACAAGGAAAAUCUGGAUGGUGGAUUCCAAAGGGCUAAUUGUCAAGGGAAGAAGCCACCUGAACCAAGAAAAGGAGAUGUUUGCCCAAGACCACCCUGAAGUGAACUCUCUGGAGGAGGUGGUGAGGCUAGUGAAGCCCACAGCCAUCAUAGGUGUUGCCGCCAUCGCAGGAGCCUUCACGGAGCAGAUUCUGAGGGACAUGGCCUCCUUCCACGAGCGCCCUAUCAUCUUUGCCCUGAGCAACCCCACCAGCAAGGCCGAGUGCACAGCUGAGAAGUGCUACCAGGUCACAGAGGGUCGAGGGAUCUUUGCCAGUGGAAGUCCUUUUAAGAGUGUGACUCUGGAAGAUGGAAAGACCUUUAUUCCUGGGCAGGGAAACAAUGCCUAUGUGUUCCCUGGGGUAGCACUGGGCGUCAUCGCCGGAGGAAUCCGGCAUAUCCCGGAUGAGAUCUUCCUCCUGACAGCAGAGCAAAUUGCCCAGGAGGUCUCUGAGCUGCAUCUGUCCCAGGGAAGACUGUACCCACCUCUCAGUACCAUCCAAGAUGUGUCUCUGAGGAUCGCCAUCAAAGUCCUCGACUAUGCGUACAAAAACAACCUGGCCUCCUACUACCCAGAGCCCAAGGACAAGGAGGCUUUUGUAAGAUCCUUGGUCUACACUCCAGACUAUGACUCCUUUACACUGGACAGCUACAGUUGGCCCAAGGAAGCCAUGAAUGUUCAGACAGUCUGAUGCAGUCUCAGGGGUUGGUGUGGGGCUGGAUGAAGCCCAGAGUAAUACCUACAAUAUAAAUGGAUUCCAAAAUGGC